Messenger RNA from Oryza brachyantha (malo sina), 489 nucleotides. RefSeq names its product proline-rich transmembrane protein 1-like. NCBI's taxonomy places the organism in Eukaryota, Viridiplantae, Streptophyta, Magnoliopsida, Poales, Poaceae. The transcript has a single exon. The coding region runs from base 1 to 489 and encodes 162 amino acids. The record is from RefSeq and is a predicted model, not a curated record.
AUGGCCGCCGGUGCGGGCAAUGGAGGAGGAGCACCGAGCUUUCGUCAGCCGCUGUACCGCUGUCCGGUCUGCCCGGCGGUCUGGCCGUCGUGCCAUGAGCUCAGGAACCACCUCUACACGAUCCACCCCAACGAGGCUGCGGAGCUGGUGAUCCCGUUGGUGCAGUACGUGGAGAAUUCCAGGCGCGGCGGGAGGGUGCCGCCGCUCCGGCAAGCACCGACUCCUCCUCCUCCUCCGGCGCCGCUGCCGCCACGGUCGCCGGUGCCUGUCCUGACCGUGCAACGCUCGUUUGUGCCGCUCCCUCCGAACCCUGCAUUCUGGGAGGAGUACCGCGGGGGAGGGAGCCCUCCUGUUGAGAUAGGCUUCUUCUUCGUCGUGCCACCACCGGCCAUUGCUGCGCCGCCGGCGCCUGAGCCGGCCGUGACGUGCGGCUUACAGGCGGCGUCCGAGUCCGACUCGGAGUCAUCCGAACUUGACAUUCUGGUCUAG